ACAUAAAUCGUCACCCCUUUCCUACAAAAGCCUGCAGCGUUAACUGCGAGGCAACACAGAGAGAAUCCCCACUCGCUACUCGCCAUGGCUACAAUGGCGAAACCAGGCGCGCUUGGUCCCCUCCAUUCCCACCUCAAGGAACUCCCACCCGCGGACGUUUCCUCCGCGGUACUACUCCCCAGCUUCGGAGACUCCCGCCUCCUUCCUCAGCUCAAUGUCACUCUCAAGCACUCGAGGAAUGCCUCGAUUUUGCCCGUAAUCAGAGCCCAGGGCUCUCCUGAUUAUGUCCCGGACUCGAAGUUUUACAAAGUUGAAGCUAUUCUGAGGUCCUGGCGAGUCCCUCUGGUUUCUUUUGCUCUGCUGAAAAUGGGUAUUCGUGGGGUUACAGUCUCUGAUGUUCGGGGAUUUGGUGCUCAAGGUGGGUCAGCAGAAAGGGCGGUAAGUUCUGAGUUUUCUGAGGACAAGUUUGUUGCCAAAGUUAAAAUGGAAAUUGUGGUGAGCAAAGAUCAGGUCGAGGCAGUAAUUAAGACAAUAAUCAAGGAGGCAAGAACUGGGGAGAUUGGUGAUGGAAAAAUUUUCUUGGUGCCUGUGUCAGAUGUAAUAAGAGUUCGCACCGGUGAGCGUGGAGAGCAGGCAGAGAGGAUGAAUGGAGGGUGAGCCGGCAUGCCUGCUACUGCUUGACCAGUUAGAGUUGGAAAGAGCAGUUUCAGAUUAGACAUCUAAGCCUUUUUUUUCCUGCAACCUCCUACCCAUUUCUCCUCCCUCCUUUAGAGCUUAGAAGCUCAUGGUACUUAUGUUGUCUUGUGAAGAAUGAUAAAUAAAAAGGAAGACCUCUGUCUA
Molecule: messenger RNA, 840 nt
Organism: Carya illinoinensis
Lineage: Eukaryota; Viridiplantae; Streptophyta; Magnoliopsida; Fagales; Juglandaceae
Product: nitrogen regulatory protein P-II homolog
Exons: 8
Coding region: 85-657 (190 amino acids)
Biological process (GO): regulation of nitrogen utilization
Cellular component (GO): cytosol; chloroplast thylakoid
Molecular function (GO): ATP binding; enzyme regulator activity
Source: RefSeq, a predicted model, not a curated record